Molecule: messenger RNA, 1499 nt
Organism: Nasonia vitripennis (jewel wasp)
Lineage: Eukaryota; Metazoa; Arthropoda; Insecta; Hymenoptera; Pteromalidae
Product: protein ALP1-like
Exons: 4
Coding region: 391-1386 (331 amino acids)
Source: RefSeq, a predicted model, not a curated record
UCUUUAUUGCCACACAAACAAACAAACACUUAAAUGGUUACCUCCAAAAUAAACUGCCAAUCAAUUUCCCUAAAUUUGUAUAUAUGGUAGUUAUAGAUGAUUGUAGCUUAUUCUGCAUUGAACAUGUUAUUCUGUAUAACUUGAUAUAUAUUCUGAAACAAAAUAUAUGAUUUUGUGAUGUAUAAUAUAAAUAAAUAUUCGUGGUAGCUUAUAAUAGAAAAUAUUUAAGAAUAUAUUUAAUAAUGGAUAGGGUCAUUGAAAUGUAACAUUCGUCGGUGGUGGGUAAAACCCCAUUUGCGCAAUGAGUUGAGGGAUGAAUACGGAGCUUACAACUGUAUUUUUAGAUACUUUAAACUAAAUGACGAAGAAGAAUUUCAAAAAUUUGUCAGUAUGACAAGUGAACAAUUUGAUGAAAUUCUUGAACUUGUAAGACCACAGUUAACAAAAAGAAGUAAGAGGCGAGCACUAACACCAGAAAUGCGUUUAGCUGCUGUGUUAAAUUUUCUUGCACAUGGUAAUAGCAUUCAGAAAAGCGCAUGGAUGUUUUUGAUUGGCAGGAGUACCAUGUAUCGAUUAGUCACAGAAGUUUGUACAGCAAUAUGCAAUGUACUAGAAGAAAAGUAUGUCUCUUUUCCAUCACAGGAUGAUUUAUCAGUAAUUGCGAAUAUGUAUUGGAGAAUAUGGCACAUGCCUAAUUGCUUUGGUGCAAUAGAUGGAAAGCACAUACGAGUAAAAGCUCCACCAAACUCUGGUUCAUAUUUUUUUAACUAUAAGAAGCAUUUCAGUAUUGUACUGAUGGGACUAAGUGAUGCCUUCUGUCGCUUUAUUUGGGUAAAUAUAGGUGAUUUUGGUUCGUCAAAUGAUGCAGGUAUUUUUCAGCGCAGUGACCUACGUCAAGCUUUGGAUAACGAAGAAAUUGAUAUACCAGCACCUACUUACUUACCUAGAACAGAUGUGCUAUGUCCAUACUUUAUCAUCGGUGAUGGAGCAUUUCCAUUAAAAAAUUAUUUAAUGAAGCCAUACACCAGAGCCAAUAAUCUGACACAUGAAGAAAAAAUAGUUAAUUAUCGUUUAUCUAGAGCUAGACUGACUAUUGAAAGAGCUUUCGGGAUUCUGACAAAGAAGUGGAGAAUAUUAGAGUCGCCAGUAGAUUGGAAACUAAAAAAUAUUGAGACUGUCAUAAUGGCACUAAUUUGUUUGCAUAAUUUUCUAAUCACUGAGGAAAUGAGUAAGGAUGAAGCUGAAAGGAAAUAUGUAUUUCAUCCUUAUAACAUAGAAAAUGAAGCUGAAAUCGGUAUCUAUUUAGGAGAUGAACCAGAGGAUGCAACGAGUAUAAGAAAUACUCUAAAAGAUUUUUUUUGUAGUCAUUUAGGAAGUUUGCCAUAGCAAAAUGAACGAGCAUUAUGAACGAUAGUAUAUAUAUUUAAAAGAAAUAUUAAGCAUGAACAAUUUCCUGCUAAGCUUAUUGUGUGUUAUAUAAUAAACAUUUUGUAUUAAAA